Messenger RNA from Phanerochaete carnosa HHB-10118-sp, 1199 nucleotides. RefSeq lists its product as uncharacterized. The record is from RefSeq and is a predicted model, not a curated record. The transcript is spliced from 4 exons. NCBI's taxonomy places the organism in Eukaryota, Fungi, Basidiomycota, Agaricomycetes, Polyporales, Phanerochaetaceae. Bases 112 to 981 code for a protein of 289 amino acids.
CGCGAUGACGGCUUUGCUGCGAUCUCCACAUGAAGCUCAAAGCGAGUAUAUAAACCGUCAGCUGUCAAGUCUCCACGAUUUCUUUGGGUACUAUCUCUCGAUUGCGUCGCGAUGAGCUCUCCCAGAGUCUGGCUAAUUACUGGUUCGUCCUCCGGGUUUGGACUUGCCAUGUGCAAGUCGGCUCUCGCGAAGGGCGAUAAGGUUGUCGCGACCUUACGUAGGCCGUCCGAUAUCAGUGAGUUCGACAGCAAGUACUCGUCGGACGUCCUGCACGUCGCCAAAGUCGAUGUUACGCGUCCUGAAGAGGUCGCCAACGCCUUUCGGGAGGCGAAGAGCCAAUUCGGCAGGGUUGAUGUCGUUUUCAACAAUGCUGCGUCGUUCGUCGUGGGCGAAGUCGAGUUGGUACCUGAUGCCGACGCUCGGCGCGUCAUGGAAGUCAACUUCUGGGGCGCCGCUACCGUGAGCAAGGAAGCCGUGCGAUUCUUCCGCGAAGAUAACCCUCCAGGCGCUGGAGGUCUGCUGUUGAAUGUCAGCUCGGAUGCUGGUUUCAGUUCUCUCGCCUGUGUGGGCUAUUAUGACGCGGCUAAACAUGCGCUCGAAGGCCUUACCGAAGCACUCGCAUACGAGCUAGACCCCAGGUGGAAUAUCAGGAUUUGUCUCGUAACUCCCGGGGCCUUCCGUUCGGAUAUCAAGACAAAGUCCCUGACUAUGCCAGUUCACCCUGCAUACCCGGCUGUGGAAUCGGUUCAGCAGUCUCGCAAGUUUCUGGACAUGGUUUGGGACCCCAGCCGUCCGAUGCGUAUAGGCGAUGUACAUAAGGCCGCAGAGAGGAUUUACGAGGCAUCUAUGCUCAAACACCCGCCAAUGAGACUUUUCCUGGGGGAAGACUGCGUCAGGCGCCUCAAAGAACAGCUGAAGAGAGUAACUGCGAACCUUGAUGGGUUUGGGAAGUGGUCAGAGGGUCUUAUGGAAGAUGAAUAAGUAGAACGGUCAGAUCUCCUAGUAGGCCCUGUGCUCGCGUGUAUUAAUGUUUGCAUUGGUUAAUGUACUGAUCCGACCCUAUGUACUUCGAUGUUACCGAGAGUUAUCGUAUUACCCACUCACAGGAGCUCACCUCGACAUUAUGAGAGGAAUUUGCCUGCCUCUGAUUGUGUAACGUGCAACAGUUUCCCUUAGAUAGCAGUGGUUAUGCUAUGGCU